AUGUUGAUUGCCAACUACCCUGGCUUAACCCAGGCCGCUACGGUGGAAGCGUUGGAACUUCAAAAUGAAGAAAUUAUGCAAGAUUAUAAGCGAGGCACUUGGACCCAAGAGGAAGAUGAGUUAUUACUGGCCGGUAUCAAAAAGUAUGGCUAUGGUCGCUGGAAAGAUAUCGCCAAUACCAUUCCCGGUCGAAAAGGCAAGCAACUGAAGCAACGAUGGGAUAACACGCUGGCGUCCAAGUAUGUCGAUCGAGAAUGGCUACAAAACAAAAUCCGAAAUGAUGAGGAACUUCAAAACCAGCAACAUCAUCAUCAUCUUCCACAUCAGCAGAAUAACGAUAUCCAGGAUGCCACGUCGUUUUCUGCAGCAAGUACGCCCCGUCCGGUCGAUACGAACAAAGAUGAUUUGGAGGACAAGACUAUGAAGUUGUUUGAAUCGAUGAACUGGAAUGACAUUGCGCAGAAGAUUGCGGAAAAAGUGAGAGACCGGGAUCAGGAAGCGACCGAGGCUUUACUAUCUCAGUUACUGCUAGGAACGGUGGGUCAUACCGUGUCCAACUCGACAUCCACACCGACUACCGCGACACCGACGGCUGCAGCUACAGCUCCCAGUUCACCGGCUCUUGCUUCGGACGCUUCUCCUCUUGCUACUCCUACCACCGAACAGUCCAUAUCUCUUCCCACUGUGAACUCGGGCGCCAAUGCUAACACGGCUCCGACACUGAAUUUUGCAGAUGCAGCGGCCGUCGCUUUGUACGCUCAACAAUUGAGUCAGCAUUCGACCCCGUCGUCGGAAAGGGAUAAUCCCUUGUCGUCCUCUUCCCUGGUCGCUCUCGCGAAUCACCCUUACUUCCUGUCCAAUCCGUUUGGUCAUGCGGGCAAUGACAACGCUGUGGCAGUUGCCGCCGCCGCCGCUGUAGCUGCUGUGGCUCAAGCCGGUGGGGCAGUCCCAGGGUUAUCAUCCGGCAGUAACUAUAGUACACCGUCGUCUCCGGCUUCUCGCAAUGCCACAGCAGGACAUAAACGACGACGAUCCGAUCCUGCUUUGGCCGAAACCCAGUCGGCAGCCAUGUCGAUUUAUGCUUCUUCAGCGCCCAUCACUACGACCAUUAAUAACUCCACACAAACCGUCUAUCCUUGUCUGUUCCCCAACUGCGGCAAAACUUUCCAACGUCUGUAUAAUCUCAAGAGUCAUUCGAGAACCCACACCGACGAUCGUCCUUUCACCUGCCACGUAUGUCAAACGGCUUUCAGUCGCAAUCACGAUUUGAAACGUCAUGUCAAAAUUCACGGAGGUGACAAACCUUACAAAUGCUUGGGUUGCGAUAAAACCUUUUCCAGAUUGGAUGCACUAAAACGCCAUAAAAGUAAUCAACGUAACAAGACCGCCUGUAUGAACCCCUAA
Molecule: messenger RNA, 1404 nt
Organism: Radiomyces spectabilis
Lineage: Eukaryota; Fungi; Mucoromycota; Mucoromycetes; Mucorales; Radiomycetaceae
Exons: 2
Coding region: 1-1404 (467 amino acids)
Biological process (GO): regulation of transcription by RNA polymerase II
Cellular component (GO): nucleus
Molecular function (GO): RNA polymerase II cis-regulatory region sequence-specific DNA binding; DNA-binding transcription factor activity, RNA polymerase II-specific
Source: RefSeq, a predicted model, not a curated record